AUGUUUCUGAAUCCCAUUUGGGGUACUUUCGAUUUGGCGCAGUGCAAGCAAGAUGUGAACUUGACUGUCAGUGUGGUCAGAGAGCUAAUGGGCGAGCAGCUUUUGAACGGUGAUAAGGCUCUCUGUGUCGGUGAAGGAUCAGCCUCGGCCGUGAUGGCGUUGCAAGAUUUGGGGUUUCCCAAUGCUCGUGGUGUUUAUGAACACCGAUUCUUCUCCCUCAAGCGCAAACAGUUUGGGUAUGAGAUUUACUAUGAGGACAAGUCUUUCGAUUUCGUGUUCUGCAGGGAUCUAGACAAGGUUUCAGUCCCUGCUCUGCUUGUGCUCGAGAUUGAGCGCGUUCUUAGCCCAGGUGGAAUUAGGGCUAUGCUUGUUGGUAGCAGUGGUUUGGCUCCGAAUAGCCUGAUUAGGUCUGCUACCCCAAUUUCUUCAUUGCUGAAGAGCUCCAGUGUCAUGCAUGUUAAUUAUAUCAGCAAUUUCACACUGGUUGUGUUCAGGAAGAGUUACGAAAAUGCGGGUCUAUUUGAGCAGUAUCGCCUUCCGGCUAACUGCCAAUCCCUCACGAACAAUAGACCUUUGAUCGAGAAAAUGGAGCCUCUUGUGAAGGAAAAGCCAGUGAAGGACGGGAAGAUGGCUACUUAUUUGCCUAAUUUUAUUGAUGUUUCCUCAAAGAAGCGGUUGGUCUAUAUCGAUAUUGGGGCAGCAGAGCACCUGAAAUCAAAUGUCACAGACUGGUUCCUUCCUUCUUAUCCGAUUACACACAGAGCUUUCCAUGUCUAUUUUGUUGACCACAACACUUCUGUGCUAUUGUCUUAUGUCAAAAAGCCGGGAAUCACCUUCGUUUAUCAUCCAGGGCUAGCUGGAAUUAAGGACAAGGACAAUGUUAACAUUGAAGCAGAUGCAGAGCCCUAUGUCUCAGAUGAAGGGUUUGAUUUUCUUGUUUGGUUUAAAGAAACAGUGCAGCAUGCCGAGUUUGUGGUGCUGAAGAUGAAUGCAGGCAGUGUGGAAUUGAAGUUCCUCAUCCACACGAGGCCACUUCCAAUUCCCUGA
Messenger RNA from Rosa chinensis, 1047 nucleotides. RefSeq lists its product as uncharacterized. The transcript has a single exon. The record is from RefSeq and is a predicted model, not a curated record. Gene Ontology annotation, molecular function: S-adenosylmethionine-dependent methyltransferase activity. NCBI's taxonomy places the organism in Eukaryota, Viridiplantae, Streptophyta, Magnoliopsida, Rosales, Rosaceae. Bases 1 to 1047 code for a protein of 348 amino acids.